Molecule: messenger RNA, 682 nt
Organism: Nicotiana tabacum (common tobacco)
Lineage: Eukaryota; Viridiplantae; Streptophyta; Magnoliopsida; Solanales; Solanaceae
Source: RefSeq, a predicted model, not a curated record
AUGACUGUGGUAUAUGCAAAAUACUCCUCACUUGAAAGAUUAGAGCUAUGGGACAAUUUAUAUUACCUGGCAUCUGAUAUGGAACUCCCCUGGCUAGUUGGAGGGGACUUUCAUGUAAUUCUUAAUGAAGAAGAGAAGAUUGGAGGACUCCCAGUGUAUCCACCUGAGUAUGAAGAUUUUGCUUUUUGUGUCAACUCUUGUGAAUUAUUUGAUACUGGACACACAGGCAGUCCCUUCACAUGGUGGAAUGGUAGAGCUAAUGAAGAAUGCAUUUUCAAGAGAUUAGACACAAUUUUUGUCAACCAACAAUUCAACUUAUUAUUCCCAAGGAUUAAUGUUGAACAUCUCAUAAGGACUGGGUAUGACCAUGCACCUUUGCUAAUGACAUGUGGGGAAGAUGCUGCUCACUUUAUCAAACCUUUCAGGAUAAAGGAGAUGCUUUUUGAGGAAGAACCAACUACCGAGAACAGAAUUGUACUACAACAGGCACAAGUUACACUAAAGAGGUACUUGAGCUUUGAAGUGCAAUAUUGGAAACAAAAGGAAAGCAUGAAAUGGUUUGCUGAAGGAGAUAGAAAUACCACUUUCUUCCACAAUCAUGUUAAUGGAAAGAGACAAAAAUUGCAACUCAAAAGGAUUCAGAAUGCCAAUGGAGAUUGGCAUGAUGACCAAAAGGGUAUUG